Molecule: messenger RNA, 2159 nt
Organism: Panicum virgatum (switchgrass)
Lineage: Eukaryota; Viridiplantae; Streptophyta; Magnoliopsida; Poales; Poaceae
Product: putative polyol transporter 1
Exons: 2
Coding region: 146-1747 (533 amino acids)
Biological process (GO): transmembrane transport
Cellular component (GO): membrane
Molecular function (GO): carbohydrate transmembrane transporter activity
Source: RefSeq, a predicted model, not a curated record
UUGUUCGUGUCAGCUAGGGAGCAGGGACAUGUAAAACAACUUGUGCACCACUAUAUAACUAGCAGCAGCCACCUAGCUCCUGGUCCAAGUGCAGUAGCAGUGCACGGUUAGCGUUCACAAGCUCCCAAAUAAGCAGAAGGUAACAAUGGCAGAACAGCACAAAGAAUCAACAAACACGGCAGCAGCCUCCGAUGGCCUUCCGGCCGCCGUCGCGCCGCGGAAGAAGGGCAACGUCCGGUUCGCCUUCGCCUUCGCCAUCUUGGCCUCCAUGACCUCCAUCCUCCUCGGCUACGACAUCGGGGUGAUGAGCGGCGCGGCGCUGUUCAUCAAGGAGGACCUCAAGAUCUCGGACGUCGAGGUGGAGGUCCUGCUGGGCAUCCUCAACCUCUACUCGCUCUUCGGCUCCUUCGCGGCGGGGCGCACCUCCGACUGGAUCGGCCGCCGGCUCACCAUCAUCCUCGCCGCCGUCAUCUUCUUCGUCGGCGCCCUCAUGAUGGGCUUCUCGGUCAACUACCCGAUGCUCAUGGCCGGCAGGUUCGUCGCCGGCAUCGGCGUGGGCUACGCGCUCAUGAUCGCGCCCGUCUACACGGCGGAGGUCUCGCCGGCGUCGUCGCGGGGCUUCCUCACCUCCUUCCCCGAGGUGUUCAUCAACCUCGGCAUCCUCCUCGGCUACGUCUCCAACUACGCCUUCUCCCACCUGAGCUUGAAGCUCGGCUGGCGCCUCAUGCUCGGCGUCGGCGCCGCGCCUUCGGUCGUCCUCGCGCUCAUGGUGCUGGGCUUGCCCGAGUCGCCGCGGUGGCUGGUCAUGAAGGGCCGCCUCGCCGACGCGAGAGCGGUGCUCGACAAGACCUCCGACACGCCGGAGGAGGCGGCCCUGCGCCUCGCCGACAUCAAGGAGGCGGCCGGCAUCCCGGCCGACGCCGACGGGGACGUCGUCGCCGUGGCCAAAAGGGCCGGCGGCGAGAAGCGCGUGUGGAAGGAGCUGAUCCUCUCCCCGCCACCGGGCGUCCGGCGCGUGCUCCUGUCGGCGCUCGGCAUCCACUUCUUCCAGCAGGCGUCGGGCAUCGACUCGGUGGUGCUCUACAGCCCGCGCGUGUUCCAGAGCGCCGGCAUCACCGACAAGAACAAGCUGCUCGGCACGACGUGCGCUGUCGGCGCGACCAAGACGCUCUUCAUCCUGGUGGCCACGUUCACGCUGGACCGCUUCGGCCGGCGGCCUCUCCUGCUGACGAGCACCGGGGGCAUGCUCGUCAGCCUCGUGGGCCUCGGGGCCGGGCUCACCGUCAUCGGCCACCACCCGGUGGGCACCACCAUCCCCUGGGCCAUCGGCGUCUGCAUCGCCUCCAUCCUCGGCGUGGUCGCCUUCUUCUCCAUCGGGCUGGGCCCCAUCACGUGGGUGUACAGCUCGGAGAUCUUCCCGCUGCACCUCCGGGCGCUCGGGUGCGCGCUGGGCGUGGGCUUGAACCGCGUCACGAGCGGGGUGAUCUCCAUGACCUUCCUGUCGCUCUCCAAGGGCAUCACCAUCGGGGGCAGCUUCUUCCUCUACGCGGGCAUCGCGUCGCUCGCCUGGGUCUUCUUCUUCACCUACCUCCCCGAGACACGCGGCCGCACGCUCGAGCAGAUGGGCGAGCUCUUCGGUAUCCCCAACAUGGCCGGCGACAGCUACAAGGAGCAGCAGUCUCCGGAGAAGGAGAAGAACAGCGUCGAGAUGUCAUCGACGGCCACUGGUGAUGUCAGAAACGAGUGAUGAAGCAGCAUUACUACUACGAGGCAGAGAAGGUUAUCUGAAGCAGGAUAAUGGCGAGUUGAGAGGAUUCGCGCAGCUGUAGCGGUGGCGAGAAAAGGACGCGUGGCAGACGCGCGCGAGCGAGAGACCUCCUCUUUUAGUGUUUGUUAAACUAGUAGACAGAGGAUGGCUUUCUUUUCUUUUCUGGCUUGUCGAUCUGUAUGGGUAAGCAGGGAAUUAUUGGACUUGCAGUUGUACGUGUGUGUUGAUGUGUGCCGUGUAAGCAAUAACUAGUGACGUAGUGCAAUAUGUUGUGUAUCAGUGACCCUGUGUAUGCUGUAUGCAUGCAUAUGGUGGUUGGAGAGACAUGUUGUCAGUUGCAUCAAGAAAAAAUAAUUUAUUCUCAGCCACUUCCUAUGAAAUCAGGGAUGUG